This is a messenger RNA of Solanum verrucosum, 3301 nucleotides long. RefSeq lists its product as uncharacterized. The coding region runs from base 150 to 3170 and encodes 1006 amino acids. The transcript is spliced from 5 exons. Lineage: Eukaryota; Viridiplantae; Streptophyta; Magnoliopsida; Solanales; Solanaceae. The record is from RefSeq and is a predicted model, not a curated record.
CCCCUACAUCUCUGUCUCUAUCUUUUUCCCUACUGUACUACUAGACCUCUAUCAAAUACUUUUUCAACUUUGACACCAAAGUCACAAAGCUUUCUUUUCUUCAGUGCACAUUUCUUUACUUCUUUGUUCUGUUACUGAUUUUCUUGCUUAUGGAGAGCCAAGAUCACAAAAUGACAACCCAAUCAGGGCAUGAGAAUCAUGGGUCACAUUUGUGUCAUAAAUGUAGUUGGCCUUUCCCAAACCCACAUCCUAGUGCUAGACAUAGAAGGGCACACAAGAAGAUCUGUGGAAAAAUUGAAGGAUAUAAGCUUAGUGAAUCCGAAGCAGGUAAUUCUACCCAUUUAGCCGUUUCUGAUGACGAGCAUCACUCAGAUGGAGAUCAGCAAACUCCAAGUCCUAUUGGUAAAAAGACCAGUGUUAAAGAUGGUAGUAGCGGUGACAAAUCAUAUCGAUCAGAGGAUGAAACCUUCUCUGAUGCUGUCAUGGAGUUUUCUGAUAGUGGGAUCAGCCCUGGCAUGGAAGAGCGUCCGGAGGGUGUCAAAAGUUUGAACACGAAUGUGAAAAAAGUUGAUGAUGAAUUAUUGAAGGCUGAUGCAAUUGGAGGUAUCUCAGUUUCUGUAAAUGACAACCAGCUCACUGCCGAAGUAAAUGAUCCAGAGUCACCUGAAAGUGCAACCAAUCAGCCAGUGGCAGAUAAAUCUUUGGGUUUAAAGCUUGACAGGUCAGUGGACUUACAAGUGGACACCAGUGCUGUUAAAUCCGAGAUCCCAGGGGAUGCUUCUCUGCAGGAGAUGAAUGCAGCUGAAUCAAUUGAAGCCAAACAAAUGCAGAUGUCUUCAGACCAGCCAAAUGAUUUGAAGGCAAUAGAAGAUAUCAAUGCCAAUGAAGGUUUAACUGAUGCUGUUGAGGCUUCUGUCGAAGUGUCUCAAUCAGUGGUAUCUGAUACAGAUGAAAAGACGUCAAAUAAUGAAAGUUAUGAGUCAAAGCCACAGGAGGCAGAGGGAAAAUUUUCAAUUGUGGAGUCUAAGUUACUUGAGGCAGAGGAUCAAGCCACAGAAAAUGUUCCCAACAAAGCGGAACAACAGCAUAACGAGAGAGAAAAUCCUGAUUCUACGGAGUUGAAAUUGGCCUUUUCCGAAGCUGAAGUUAAAUCUUUAGAUGGUGUGAAUGUAGAUAAGGAGCAUGAGCAACAUGAUAAGGCGGAGCAGGACAAACAGAGAAUCUCCAUUGAACUUUCACCUAAUGCACCUACAUUGGAAUCGGAAGCUGUUUCGUCUAAUGAAAUCGAUGGUGGUCGUCAAAUGGAGCUUUCUGACUCAUUCAAAGCUGAGGAGGGGAUGGAAGAUGUGCAUGUGGUGUCUUUGGCAAAAGAUUUACCUGCAUUAGACAACCCUGAACUGCUUAAAGAUUUUAAAGACUAUAAUAAAUACAAAUCUAGUUUUCCAUUGGAUCUAGGCUCUUCUGAAGAAAUUUGCUCCGUCAAAGAUGACACUGCUGCUGCAUCAGAGGUGACUCAAUCCUUUGUGGGCAUUGGCAGGUCUGAUGGAAGCAUACCCUCAGUAGCUUUGGAUGUUUCAGGGGAUCAGGUUAGUGAAGAAAAGGUGGCGGUCGCCGCAGAGGGUAUAACAGAUUCAAGCGGAUUAUCAUCCAAUCUAGAUACCUUCGAGUGUGGAGUGUCGAGUAUUCCGAGCUCCAAUGGUCUUCAAGAACCUGAUGACUCUUCAAAGAGUUCUCUUUCAUCUUACCAGGAAGAUGCCAAGCAAUCAACAAAAGUUGAUGAUCCUGUAAUUGAAAGAACCGAAGAAACAAGUUUUACCAUGGAAGUGGAGAACAAGGGUGGACAUCCAGAAAAUGAGCUUUUUGCAAACAAUGAAACAACCCCUGUAGCCAUUUCUUGUUUAUCUGAAGCUAUUCAAACUACGGUCACUCUCGGAGAAAGUGACCAUGGUGAACAUGAAAAGGUCGGAACUGAAUGCCCAAUUGUAGCUGGGGGUGAAACUGAGAAAGAAAGGACCGAGGAAAAGCUGGCAGGAGUUUCUGAAGGUGAUAAAACUAUCUGCCCAGUUGGAGGACAUAAUGACCGUGCUAUAGUUACAGACACAACUGUGGAUGAAAGCAGGCAAGAAAUUUUUCAUGAAGCCUCAGAAGACGUGUCAAUUGGCAAUGAUGCCAAAGCAUUGGAGUCUGCAAGUGCAACUGGAUUGGAUCCCAAAGUAAUCAGUGGUUGUGACGUGAAAGAGCCCGCUGGUUUGAACAGUCGUGUUGUUGAUACUGAUUUGAGCAAUCGUGUUGUUGAUACUGAAUUGAACAAUCAUGUUGUCGAUACUGAUUUGAACAAUCGUGUUGUUGAUAACUCCCCUGCAGGAGAUGUCCUUAAAAGUGCCACUGGUGUCAUUUCAUCAGCCUCACAGAAUGAGAGUGAUGACAAGCUCAUAAAGCAGAACGAAACUGUUUCUGCAGUGGAUACACCAAUUUCAUCGAGUAGCAGAGCCGAUAGCUUGGAUGCCAACUGGGGUUCUAUAUCAGUUCUUUCCACCCAGUCUGAGUCGACAGCCAUUCCUGAUGCCGAAACAACUGAUACUCAAAGACUCGAGAAGUUGGAGCAUGACUUGCAGAAACCAACUUCUGGAUCUGAGGAGUGCCAUCUUGACAAGUCGGAUGUUUAUGAGCCUCCGUCUUUCAUGACAUUGGUUGAAUCGGGUGAAAGUAGUGCUAACAAGAAAGCCACUGCUUCUGAGAUCGAAACACAGCUGAACGCUCAACAGCCGAAAACAGAAUCUCUUAAAGCAGGGUGGUUCCCUUCUAUUACGAAUGUGGUGAAUGAAUCUCAAGGGAGAAAGAAGAAUGAGGAGAUAAUUGCAAAAGUCACAAACUGGAGCACAGGGAAGCAGCAACACACUCCCUUGAAAAGUCUACUUGGUGAAGCCAGAUCUCCCAACGUAAAACAAGUUCCGCCAUCAGCUAACAAGAAAGAUGAAACUGCCAGUACUAAGACAACGACAGUGAACUCGAUUCUGAGCUCAGAGGCACCAACUGCUGUCAGUAAAGAGGCGGAGAAAGAAUGGAAUUCUCCCGCGAGGUAUCCUGUUGACAUCAAGAAGGAAAAGAGGAAGACGAAACCAUAUUGGGUACCAUUUGUUUGCUGCUCUUCAGUACAUCAAGACGCGUAGUUCCUUUGUUGCGUGAAUUCGACUAUAUAUAUAUAUUCUUCUCUAUAUUAGGCUGUGUGCGUUUGAACUCCUUAAUUAGACAAAAUGUUUCAACUGCAGAGGGAGUGUUCUUGUUUCUACAUGUAUAUUUG